Messenger RNA from Phycomyces blakesleeanus NRRL 1555(-), 351 nucleotides. RefSeq lists its product as hypothetical. The transcript is spliced from 2 exons. The record is from RefSeq and is a predicted model, not a curated record. Lineage: Eukaryota; Fungi; Mucoromycota; Mucoromycetes; Mucorales; Phycomycetaceae. The coding region runs from base 1 to 351 and encodes 116 amino acids.
AUGCCACAUAAGGCCUUUGCCAUCUGGUGGAUACUCAUGCGCCACAAAAUACCUUGCCGACAACAACUGUUUGAACAAAACAUUGAAGAGAUUAGCGAUCCUAACUACGCCCUAUUGCCCAAAUCUCUGACCUUCUCCUACUUGCUCCAGCCAUCCCCUCCUCAUUCAAUUACUGUAACCAACUCCGCUAUUGAUUUCUAUAUGAUUGUAGAAUGCACACUAAGUGCAAUCUGGUGUGCGCACUUCCGUUUUGUUCUUGAUGACCUAGAGUUUGUCCCCAAUCGCGUAACGGCUCUAGCCACCCUCCACAUCAGAAAACUAGAAGCCGAGUUGGUUUUAACUCUUCUCUAG